Molecule: messenger RNA, 474 nt
Organism: Pleurotus ostreatus (oyster mushroom)
Lineage: Eukaryota; Fungi; Basidiomycota; Agaricomycetes; Agaricales; Pleurotaceae
Gene: COX4
Product: Cytochrome c oxidase subunit 4
Exons: 3
Coding region: 1-474 (157 amino acids)
Biological process (GO): mitochondrial electron transport, cytochrome c to oxygen
Cellular component (GO): mitochondrial envelope
Source: RefSeq, a predicted model, not a curated record
AUGUUUACGACCGCUGUGCGCGCUGCCCGCCCCGUCGCGAGUGCUGCUCGUCUCCAGACCUUCAAGGCAACCAGGCUGCCUGCCCUGCGCGCCCUCUCGACCACUUCUCGCGCAUCCUCAGACCAUGGUCCCCCACCGCCCCAGCUUUAUGGUACCGGAGGAAAGCCCGGAACCGUCCCCAGUGAUUUAGACCAGGCGACUGGUUUGGAGCGAUUGCAGUUGCUCGGCGACUUGGAGGGUGCGCCUGCUUUCGACGACAAGCCCUUGGACGCGAGCAGGAUUGGCACCAAAGCCGACCCUAUCAAGGUCCUAUCAUAUGACACUGAGCGCAUUGUUGGCUGCACGGGCUCGCCUGCCGACUCUCAUGACCUUCUUUGGUUUACCCUGAAAAAGGACAAGUUGGGCCGCUGCACUGAAUGUGGCUCAGUCUACACCCUUGACUUCCAAGGCGAAGAAGACCAUGGCCACCAUUAG